AAAGCGAAUUUGAUGUAAAAUGGAAUAAUUUAUGCUCUGCUUAUGUUAAUAAACCUAGUGUAAUAUCUUAUCUUCAGGAAACCUGGAUACCAUGGAAGGAAAAAUUUAUAAAAGCCUGGACAAAUCAAUUACUUCACUUGGGCACAACUAUAACUUCACGUAUCGAGAGUUCGCAUGCAAUAUUAAAAGCGUACUUACAAACAUCUACGGGGGAUCUUCAUCACAUUUAUACGACAAUAUCAUUAGCAGUAACCGACCAGAGAAAAGAAUUUAAUACUAUGAUUGCAUCAGAGCGCAUUCGUAUUCCGGCUUUUGCUACUUAUAAUUCUCAAUAUUCAAAUAUUAGAGGUAAAGUAUCAAGCUUUGCACUCAAUAAGAUAAACGAUCAGUAUCAGAAGGCAAAACGUGCUACCACACAAGAGCCCUUACCAUCAUGUACUGGAACUUUCACAAGAAUGAUGAGCUUACCUUGCGCUCAUUUUAUUCAGCAUCUGGAGAAUAAUCAAAAUCUAAUGCUUAAUGACAUUCAUAAAUAUUGGUGGAUUCCAGGAAACAUAUCAACGCUGCAGGUUGAAGAAAAUAGUUCCGAUCCUGAAAACCCCCCUACAACCUCUCUUGUACAAUCUACAACAAAGCAAUUAGUGGCACAAGAUACUUUGAAAAACCUGAUCGAUGAACCAUCAAUGACCUUACAAAAUCCUAAUGUGGUUCACACAAGAGACCGUCUCUCUGGAGCUCCUAAUUACCAGAAAAAUAACUCGACAUGCAGAGAUCCCUCCAGUUUUGAAAUAGUAGAACACAAGGGUAGGCAUUGUGCCAUUUGUCGACAACCUGGGCAUAAUGCUC
This is a messenger RNA of Scutellospora calospora, 846 nucleotides long. NCBI's taxonomy places the organism in Eukaryota, Fungi, Glomeromycota, Glomeromycetes, Diversisporales, Gigasporaceae. The record is from the annotation of a GenBank genome assembly.